AUGGUACUUGUGUGUGGUACUGGUAUGGUACUAGUAUUGUCCUUGUAUGGUACUGGUUUGGUACUGAUAUUAAAGACACACGCCGAAAGAGACCAACCCACACGCCCCCAGACCCAAAACGACCCCAACCCGCACGCCCACAGACCCAAAAUGACCCCAACCGCACGCCCUGAGACCACAAAAAGACCCCAACCGCACGCCCGCAAACCCAAAGAGACCCCAACCGCACGCCCUGAGACCCAAAACGACCCCAACCGCAUGCCCGCAAACCCAAAAAGACCCCAACCCGCACGCCCUCAGACCCCAAAAAGACCCGAACCCGCCCACCCGCAGACCCAAAAAGACCCCAACCCACACGCGCCUCUAGACCCCAAAAGACCCUAA
This is a messenger RNA of Penaeus indicus, 384 nucleotides long. Its product is annotated as sporozoite surface protein 2-like. The record is from RefSeq and is a predicted model, not a curated record. NCBI's taxonomy places the organism in Eukaryota, Metazoa, Arthropoda, Malacostraca, Decapoda, Penaeidae. The coding region runs from base 1 to 384 and encodes 127 amino acids. The transcript has 2 exons.